GAAAAAUAAAGAAUCCUCAAUGUAGUCAAGAUGACAUGUUCUGGUCCAUGGUAGCAAAAUUGUGAAGUAAAAUUAUUUAAAAUUCUUUGUUUGUAAACGAAGCAAUGUAGUGUAAAUUGCUAUGCUUUCUAAUGUCUGAUUCAGUGAGUGUAGACUAUGCCAUUGUUCUCAUUUGGCUAGCGAUCUGUUCCUUGUACACCACCCUACUGACAGUCACCGCACUUGGUGUGGUAUGGGUAUUAAGAAAACGCCGUUCCUCCAUACUGAAAAGCCAACGUCCAGCCCGCACACCGUUCUCCGAGUUAGAGUUCAAUGUAGCAACACCAACAGACACGGCGAAGAGUCGACGAGUCAGCUUCUCUCGCAGGACUGGUGUAGCUGAAUUCGUAACAAACGAAGCAACAACCACAUGGAAGAACUUCUACGAGGAACACAACAAAUCGCUGGAAUCGUCCGGAAACGAUUCUGAAGCCACCGCGUCCCGCCAUCCCGUAGGCCACCUAGGCAAGAAACUUUUCGAACAACAAUUUGAAGACGAGGAAGCAAUUGAGUUCCUAGGCCCCUCCCCAGAUAGUAACUCCACCAAUAAUGUUAAUUACUCCCAACAAAUCGCGCCCAUCGAGGUUACCGACGACGUCAAGUUGACAGCACCACAAAACAAAUUCGAACUAAGCGUUUUUACCGAACAGCAAAGCAAAAUAUUCGGAAAUGAAUUCACGGCUCCGUCUAUGUGUGAAAAUUCCGGUCGGAUCGAUGUUAACUUUUCAGCCUUACAGCAGAUUGGUGGUGACGCGAUAGACGAUCUCGAUGAAAUACAGAGGGAUAUAAAACGAGUUUCUAGUAAUAGUAUGGGCCGCCAUAAUGCCUUCUCUAAUAGGCGAGACAUGUCUGAGUAUAUAGAAGUAGAUCUCAAUAUGACGCAUGUAGCAGAAAACAAUGAUGAAGAUAUGUCUAUCACUGAUACUGUCCACAGUCCCGUACAGGAUGUGUCCAAAAGCGCUUCUAUAGAUAAGAAAGUUAGUUUGAAUAACGACUGGGUGGCUGACAAAGAAAAUAUUGCUAUUAACCCUUACGCAGCACCGCGGGAGUCCGUCAAUUUCGCCGUUAACGAGGAACCGGAUCAAGUAUUAGUGUUCGAUGGAAAGCGCUUGACUCUGCAGCCAGAUAAACCAGAAAAAGAAACGAAUUAUAGACAGAAUCUUUUGCCAAAUCCCGUAAAUUCUCCGAGAAAAACUAUAGUUGUAAACGUCGACGACGAUCUACCGAACUUCGGCAACAAUAAGCGUGUCCCUAAAUGUGAGAAUUCUGGUUUUAGUUUCGCUCAGGAAAUGAAGACUAGUGAAGAUGAGAUAUCGGAAACAUUACCUGUGAAUCGAGUCGAUAUCGUACCUAAAAGGAGGACUAUACAUGAUAAGUCUGGAAAUAUAUCGAUAACGCAGGCUCUGCCUACGAACAUCAUCUGCCAUACUGCAAUGAUAACCAAUGAUAUGUCGAGUAAGAGAAGAACUAUAGUAUUUGAUCAAAGUGCGGGUAACAUCUCGGUCACCCAGUCGUUGCCGUCACAGAUUUUGACCAAAGUAGAGAGUAACACCUCCGAACGACGUCGAACAGUCGUUUACGAGAAUGAUACUGGGAACAUAUCUAUAACACAAGCGGUACCCACUAAUAUACUCGUCAGCGAGAAGAGUGAUAAGCGUAAAACUAUAGUUUUUGAUGAUGAACUAUGCAAUCUGUCCGUCACACAAGCUAUACCUAGUAACUUUAUAGAUGACAAAGAAAAGAGGAAGACUAUAGUAUUCAAUGAUGAAGCUGGUAAUGUUUCUAUAACACAAGCGUUGCCUGCUAAUAUCAUAAUACCCGAAAAACAGAAGCAAGAAAAACGGCGCACUAUAAUAUAUGAAGAUGAUUCAGGCAAUAUAUCGGUCACUCAAGCGAUACCCAGGAACGUCAUUCUCGCACAAAAGAGCGAACCAAUCACAGACAGGAGAAGGACAGUUGUUUAUGAAGAUGAGACUGGGAACAUUUCAGUAACACAAGCCUUACCUUCUAAUAUUAUACUUGAGACAGUUGGUUUAAAAGAUAAAGUUAAAGAUGAACCGGCUAUUCCUACCACAAAGUCUCUUCCUAACAAUAUGAAUCAAAAAGACGAAUUUAAUCGAAGGAGGACUAUUGUUUAUGAAAAUGACACGGGAAAUAUUUCUAUUACACAAGCUAUUCCUACUAAAUUUCUACCUGGAUACAGCCAAGAAAGUAUUAAAACUAAUCUAAGUCCUAAAUCUGAUCCUAGCUAUGAAAAUGCAGAUACAUCUAAAAAGUUAAACAUAUCGCCUAGAAAACCAAACAGCCACAAAAGAAAGACAAUUGUCUAUGAUAAUGAUGAUGAUGACAUAUCUAUGACCGAAGCUAUUCCUGCCAACAUAAUAGUUUCAGGUCAAGCUGCCAACGACAAGGAGAAAAGAAGAACAAUCAUCUUUGACGAAGACAAUAUUUCCAUGACUCUAGCGAUUUCAACGAACAUUUUCCUACUCGACAAACUAAAUUCUGAUACUAGUCAAACCACUAAAACUCCAGUCAGUGAAAUUGAUGAAAAGAGUGAAGUUGACGUAAAGAGCGAAGUUGACGAAAAGGUCAUUGACUACGAGAUUUAUGAAGAAGAACCACCUCCUUCUGUAGGUCCCAAAGAGAUUCAUGAAACUGCCUUAGAUGAGGAUCCUAAUGAUGAUAAAAUGUCCAUCACUGAAGCUAUACCAAAGGUCCAGAGCUUACCAGAAUCAGAGAAACUCAAAACAAUGAUAUUUGAUGAAGAAACCGCCAAUGUUUUAAUAACUAAACCUAUCCCAGCUGUAUUGAUGACUAUCGAAAGUGAACUGUUAGACAAACCUAAGAAGAACGAACUAGAUGUGAUAGAGCAAGAGCUUGUAGCCAAUCCCUGUCCAGAUGUGGUCGUAUACCAAACGGCGACUACUAAGAGCUUGCAGAAAAUGCAAUCGAACAUAACUGAACAAGUGGACUUGAAGAACAAUACUACGGAUUUGAACACCGAAGGUAAAGAGGCAUCUGUUGCUAAAGUUUCUGAUGAUGUCGACGUUUCGAACGCAGAAGUGGACAGUGUCGAUGUAUCGCUCAUACAUCCGAGAGUCGAUGAAAGGAAAGACCAACUGAACCUCAAGAACGCGACUAUAGGAGUAGGUAGCCCUAUCAUAGAAGCUGAGGUUAUUCAAACGCAAACUGAUGUUUCAAAUUCUCUACAUGAUGAUGAAUUAUUAGAAAAGCAGAAUGAUUCAGUUCUCAAUACCCUACUCGAUAUGUCUAGUACUACAGUCCACACUGAGGAGGAUAGUACUGCAGAUAAGAUGUUAAUGGCUGAGCUGGAAUCCCAGCAUUCUUCUGCCAAAGAAAAGGCAGACACUGAUUGUACAUCCAGCGAGAGCAUGUUUUAUAUCACGAAGGAUGUUGAGAACGAUACGCAAACUGAAAAAGAAAAGUCUGAUUCUCAAAAGCUUUCGCCAACAAAAAGGCGGUCGAGGCCAGCUCUAGAAUACAAAGAUGAAGAUGAGAACAUCGCUGUUCUACAGGAGAAACUAGAAGCACUAAAAACAGCGAUAACAGAUGAAACCCAGAAUCAGACGAACAGACUGUAUGAGGACGUUGUCAGUUCCAACCUGGAAGACAUUGUGGAGAGAGACGAAAAUGUCAAAUUACGACAACAGAGCGACACGUUUAAGAGAGCUAAUGACACUAAGGAGUUACUCGACAUGAUAUCUGAUUUCACCGAUAAUAAUGAAGAAGGGGAAGCGCCUGUAGAAGUCAGGAUCAAAGGUCAUGUGGCCAUAGAGGAUAAGACAGAAGUCAUUGAUCCAAAGCGACACAGUUUUGUACCAAACCAGCCGUCGAUAGCGUUGAGUAGAGAAGAAAUGAUGAGCAAUAUAUCGAUGGCUCAAGCAGUGCUGCAGCGAUCACGAAUGGCACUAAACGACACUGAAUGUAUGGAUGAAGAUACGAAAGACGAGUCCAUGGAUCAAGACCUAUCCAAGAAGUCAAACCGCGUGAGUAACGAUGUAGUCAAAACCUUGCAAUUCGAUGACGAAUCCAUGUGCGAAGUGAGCGAGAAGAAAUUCGACACGAAAGUUUCGCCCCUCAAGAAAACCGCUUUCGGCGAAACUUCGUACAUGACCGAAACUAAAGCGAAAGUGAUUCCAACGUACUUGAAAGAUGUUUCCGAUGGAAUCAAAGAACUUAUGCUGGAUUUAGUGAAACCCAUGACCGAUACGAUGCCAUUCGAUUCUGUUGCAAUCGACAAGUCUGUAAAAAAAGCCCCGUCGACGCAAAGCACUCAGAUCCAGGCUAACCUAAUCUCCACCAGUCAAGUCGAUAUCGAUUCCCAAUCGAUAAACGCCGAAUCGAAUUACGAAAUCGAUAAAAUGAGCUCUUUAACCGGAGCUCUGCAUAAGUCGGGAUCUCGCUCGUUUAGGUGUCCAGUCAAGUUCUCGACUUCCUCGGAGAAAUCUUCCGAAUUUGAAGUUCCUCCUCCUAGACAAAGGUACCUGUAUUCCCAGGCACCUGUGGAAGAGCCGGUACCUCCUGUCUUAGUCUUCGAUCACUUGAACCCUUUGAAUAACAUACUGAUAGGUACUUUAGACUACUCGGACGCACACAAGUAUAAUCCAAAGAGAUCAGAGCUCGCUAUAGGUUCUCCUGAGCGCAAUCCUUCUGAUUUGAAACAAGAUAAUACCCAAAAUGAAACAGAACACGAAAGAGAAAAUGUGUCCAAGCAGUAUCGAGUAGAGACAAAACAGCGAAUAACGCAAGGGAACAUCAGCCCUUAUAAGCAAGAAGAUCAGUACAGCAUGCUAUCCAGCUCGAGUAAACCGAUUUCCAUAGACCAGUCUAUUGACGCGAUACCAAGCGAACUUAAAGAUAAUGAGGUGAACACAUUAAUAGCUAUGAAAGGUAACAGAGAAUUGCUCGAAGCUAGUUCAUCAUUAACUUUAGUUGAUGAAUCUUUAACCACGCAAUCUGAAGGCGAAGCGACAAGUAGGGCGGCUUCCCAUGAGGCACAGGAUAUGGCCGACGAGCCCAGCCAACACGAACUCACGCCUGUACGGAAGGCUCUUAACAUACAAGAAAUGAGCUCGGACAACGAAAAGCAUGACAUGUCGAUAGACGAAGCGAUAGAACAACCAAAUCCUUAUAAAGGCAAGAAACGAAUAUACAGUCCAUCUUCCAACAGUAAACCGACUAUCAAUGCGAUAGACGUUACACCCAAACCGGUAUCAAAAAUGCAGAAAAUAUCUAGCAGUCCUAAAGUAUACAAACCUAUAAACGAAAAAACAAACAUGGCUGCCGAAAAAGAUAUUACAGAGAAUAUAGAACCAGAAAUUGAAUCUCCUAAGAAACAUGAAAAGAAGGUUUCACCUCGAAAGAGAGAUAAGAAACCUGGAACGAAUAUAACAGUGCAACAGUUAAUAACAGAUUAUACAGUAGAAAGUGGUUUGAACACGAAUAUUGUGGAUAAAUCUAUACUUAAUGCUUUAAAGCCGCGAUCAGAAUCUUCUAACGAGCCGGCAUCACAGUCUGAUGUCUUAGAAAGUAAUAGCCUAGAAGUGGUCAGCUCUUUUACAAGUAGUAAGAAUUUCAAUGCUGUUAAGAACGUGCUUAGUACAUCUACGACUCAAUCUCAUCAGAACGCGUUACAGAGCAAAGGGGGUCGGUUAGACUGGCACCCGGAACUGAUCAGCGCUUUGAGCUCCAAUCUGGGCGAUUCUGACUCAGGGGUGAAUGUGGUCGCUAAGAUUGAUAUGCUGCCUUUUAUGGGAAGUCACGAGUGCGAAUGGGAGUCAUCAGCGGGUGACACGUGGUCGUUCCGACUCCUACACGGGCGGUUACGUCUGACGGCCCGACUGGCGCAUAGGCAUGAUAAUGCCGCUAGGAGCCGAGUGAGGGGUGACACGCCCGUGUUGGAGGUCACGGUGGAAACUGUGCAGCAUGAUCGCAAGAACCCCGUGGCAACAAUGUGCGUCCGCUUCGCUUGCGAGACGAUGCGCUACAUGGUGUCUCGCGCCUGCCGCGGCGGCUCCUGCCUCGCGAGCGACAUCCCGCCGCUGCUGCGGCGCUGCGCCGCCGUGGCGCGCGUGGCGCUGCGCUGGGGCCGCGCCAUGCACGACGCCAAGCUACACCUCGCGUACACGCUCGACAAUGACGGAUAUCUCACGCUCAAGGUGGCGAACAUCCCCCUGCGCUCGGUAUGGGAGGUGACGAUGCGCGUGGAGCUGGUGGUGGACGACGCUCGGGAGGCGCCGUGGCCGCGCGCGGGCGACGUGCGCGUGUCGCGCGUGGUGUCCGACGUCAGCGUGCCCGACGCGCACGUGCGCCGCGCGCUCGCGCACACGCCGCGCGACUGGGGCCACGCGCCCAGGACUGUCUGGUAUGUAUCGCGUGCUGUGUGACGUCAGCGUGCCCGACGCGCACGUGCGCCGCGCGCUCGCGCACACGCCGCGCGACUGGGGCCACGCGCCCAGGACUGUCUGGUAUGUAUCGCGUGCUGUGUGACGUCAGCGUGCCCGACGCGCACGUGCGCCGCGCGCUCGCGCACACGCCGCGCGACUGGGGCCACGCGCCCAGGACUGUCUGGCGAAUGUUCCGAUAUUUGAAACACAAGACGAGAGACGACGACAUUCUGCUAUCGUGAUCACCAGUCUUUACAGCCGCAUACUGAAACGCCACUUAAUUUUAACGACGGCUCAAACCCCACUAUCAUCAUAUAUAUCAUGUUUCAUUUAUAAAACUGCGAUAGAUAUGUAUUUAAGUACAACAUAAAGUUAAGUGACGUUUGAGUAUAUCGAGGUUAUAAAGCUAAACUAAGUACCAUACAUUCAGAAAGACAAAGAAAAUAGAAUAUAAUAAUUAUUAAUUGACUUGAAUAACCAAUAAAUUGUAGAAAAACUAUGACAAAAUUGAGUUUCGCUACAAAAUACAGUGGGUAUGUAUUUUGUUAUUUUUAUUUAUUUGUAUUUUUUAU
Molecule: messenger RNA, 7018 nt
Organism: Helicoverpa armigera (cotton bollworm)
Lineage: Eukaryota; Metazoa; Arthropoda; Insecta; Lepidoptera; Noctuidae
Exons: 7
Coding region: 132-6446 (2104 amino acids)
Source: RefSeq, a predicted model, not a curated record